CGGAUUAUAAUAGUAUAAAAGUUUAAUUUUUAAAAACAUUUCUGUAUAUAGCGAGUUAUAUUUUUAUUAUUUAUUAACUGUAAAAAUGGAGUCACGCGGAGAAGUUCUUGUCAGCGAAAGUUCUAUUCCAAAUCGUAAUCCCUGGACUCGAAACCAGACAGACUCCCAUAUGCCGGGAGUUGUGAUCGGCGCCUCGCCUUCACCGCCGAGUCCCUGGAAAUCCGUUGUACAAGUUACCGCAGAACCGUGUUCUUUGUCGGAUGUAAUGAGUGAAGAAUUGGCAAAAGAACUACAGAAAAAAGAAGAAAAAGAUUCUGUAAUUUCCACAGUGAAAACGGGCGAUACAGUUGAUUUUGAUCUAUCACUGUUCCAUGAAGAUGGAAAAGAAACUGAUAAUGAUUUGCUACUGGCACAAAUGUUGCAAUUAGAAUUUGACAAAGAGCAUGAUCAGAUGCUGAAGAAUGAAGAACAGCAUUUCAACAAAGACAGCAAAGUUAAACUAUCCUUUGCCAAUUAUCGAUCUGUGCAUCCAGCACUUAAUGAGGAUGUUGAUGAAGAUGAUAGCUGGGAUGAGGAUGAAGACACUGUCAAAGGGAAUGCAAGUUCCAUGCCUAAGAAGGGUUAUCGUGGUAAGGGCAAAGACAUUAAGACCAAGCAUGAUGCUGCUACUUGUGGAAGGAAGAAUGCAUCCAAAAUGGAAAACUUUGCAAUUGACUUUGCUACGGGUAACUGCAGUCAGAUUGAUGAUCUUCAACUUUCUAAUUCUGUGUACAAUGUACUAAAAAAACAUAGUCAUUCUGAAGAAAAGAAAAGCCAUCGAGUACAUGAAAAGAAAGAACAUUCAACAACAGAUCAUGCCAUGGAUACCAAUACACGUUUAAUAUUAUAUAAAUUAGUCAAUAAUGGAACUUUAGAGACUAUUAAUGGUACUAUUAGUACUGGUAAAGAGGCUGUUAUAAUCCAUGCUGAUGGUGGAAUGAUGGAGGGUAAAUUAGUUCCCUAUGAAUGUGCUAUUAAAGUAUUUAAAACAACACUGAAUGAAUUCAAGUCAAGAGACAAGUACAUUAAAGACGACUACAGAUUCAAAGAUCGUCUUCGAAAACUCAACCCAAGAAAGAUUAUCAGAAUGUGGGCUGAAAAGGAAAUGCAUAAUUUAAUGAGAAUGCAGAAAAUUGGUAUUAGAGUACCAGAAGUUGUUCUGUUACGUAAGCAUGUACUUGUGAUGUCAUUUAUUGGUAAAGAUGCAAAACCAGCGCCUAAAAUAAAAUAUGCUGAUUUGACAUUAGAAGAUACCAAAGAUGCAUACCAGCAGUGUAUUAAAAUGAUGAAGUUGAUGUUCGUGGAGUGUAAAUUAAUCCAUGCUGAUUUGAGUGAAUAUAACAUGUUAUGGCAUAAUAAUCUACUAUGGUUCAUAGAUGUGUCCCAGUCGGUGGAACCUAAUCAUCCAUGUGGACUAGAGUUCUUAUUUAGGGAUUGUACUAAUGUAUCAACGUUUUUCUCAAAGUGUGGAGUGCCAGGUGUGAUGAAACCUCAUGAACUGUUCAACUAUGUAUCACAACUAAAUCUACCACCACGUGAGGGAAAAGAUUUCCUUCUACAGAUUCAGGCAUAUGAAAACAGUGAAGAAUUCCGUACAAAGAUGGGCAUUAUGGUUGAAAAGAACUACGCCUUUGAUUACUAUUUUGAGCAAUCAUUACAUAAUGAGUCUGAUGAAGAAGAAGACAACGACUAAAGAAGUCAGUCCUACAUCUACUGUUAUAAGUUAACCAGAUCAAAAAUGAAAUUGUAGACAUGUGAAAGGUUGAAAUGAUACCGUCAUGUAUAGUGGAUGCGGCCAUAUGGUGACAUAUAAUUGAUUGAUAAUUAGAAGUAUUCGUGCACAUGUUGACCGAAAUUCUGGAGUCCCCAUCUUGUUGCUAGUAUCACCCAAUCACAGUCAGCUGGUGUACAAGUGUAAUGAAAUAAAUGCAAUUUGAAACUGAUAUCACGGUCCACCCUUAGGCAACUCAUCGCUGAUUAAUAACGGUAAAUUAAUUUAUUAUAUUAUACUUGUACACCAACUGACUGCACCCAAUUGUAUUUGGGAUAUGUUAUCCAUCAGAUUCAUCUUGCACAUCGACCACACGGGGUUUGGAUGUCAGGCAUUAUUUUACAAAAAUGUGAAGUUAUAAAGGCAUUUCUUUUUCAGUUGUACAAGACAAUUGCGCUGUUUUUAAUUGGUGCUGUGGACUAUUGUCUGAGUGUUCAAUGGCUGCCAAAUUAAGUUUUAAAUUUGGCCUAACUUAAAAAUUGUAAAAAAAAAAUCACGACAAGAUUAGUUGCAUUGAGAAACUGUAGAAAUUUUGUUUUCUAGUUAUGACAACAGAUGUGGUUGUCAAAGAUUUAUGCUAAAAGUAAAGAUGUAAUCAUACAAAUAUAAACUGUAUAUUAUUCAGAUGUUGGCAUAAGAGCUUGUCACGUCACAGUUGAAGUAACUGCUCUUACAAUGAAGAUAACCAACAUCUCGUAUGUACCCGAUAUUAUGAUGAAUUCAACAUUGUAUUGUAAUCUUUCUCAAUGUUUAUUAAAAUUUCAAAGCAACGUUAAA
Saccoglossus kowalevskii is the source of this 2587-nucleotide messenger RNA. Its product is annotated as serine/threonine-protein kinase RIO3-like. Lineage: Eukaryota; Metazoa; Hemichordata; Enteropneusta; Harrimaniidae. Gene Ontology annotation, molecular function: ATP binding; protein serine/threonine kinase activity. The record is from RefSeq and is a predicted model, not a curated record. Gene Ontology annotation, biological process: protein phosphorylation.